UGGCCUGGGAGGUAUAAUUGCAUGCUCGCGCACAUUAUUCUUUCUGCUGCUGACGACUUACGCCGACAACUCCGAGACGGCUCAGACGCCCGAGUCCAAACACCACUCAAGAGAGAGCGAGCUUGAAUCAAGACAUCUCAGAAGAGCCGCGCUGUCGACAGAUAGCCGACGGAAACUACAGCGACCAUGUUUUCCCUAAGCUGGACCUCACUCACUUACUUCCUCCUCGCCAUCACAACCUUCACCUCUGCGCUCCCCGCCCAAGGAGACCAUCAAGAACACCAAGACAAGCAAGACAAAAACGAGAAAUCUGCCGUCAAAACCGUCUCCGAUGACCUCCAAAGACUCAACAACGACGUGACCAACCUUUACUAUGCCCUCCUCGCCUUUGAUGGCUUCGACCUCCUAAGCGCCUCAACCAAAGGCCCCCCAAUUCAAGCAGCCAACGACCAACUCCUCUACGACCUCCAAAUCGCCACCCAAAACGCCUUCUACAACCCAAUCGGACUCACAGAAGCCCUCACAAUCCAAUCCUUCGUGCAAAACAAUUUGGCACCCAAUAUCGCCGCCACAAACCAACUUCUCAUUUCUAAGAAGGGAAAUUUCGAUACGACUGGAUUGUCUGCGGUGGUGUUGGACAAUUUGGGAAAAUUGUAUCAGGCAACGCAGGCGUAUGGGCAGGCUUUGCAACAAGCUAAUCCGGGCAUUGUGGCACAGGGUGUUCAGCAGUCUUUGCCGCAGCUUACGGGGCCGGUGGUGCAGGCUUAUCAGGCUUUCCAGGAUAGUAGUUCGUUUUCGUUUGCGAAUGGGGCUGGGUUCCCGCCGCCGAGGGGUUGA
Molecule: messenger RNA, 837 nt
Organism: Cercospora beticola
Lineage: Eukaryota; Fungi; Ascomycota; Dothideomycetes; Mycosphaerellales; Mycosphaerellaceae
Product: cell wall mannoprotein 1 family protein
Cellular component (GO): extracellular region
Source: RefSeq, a predicted model, not a curated record